Ochlerotatus camptorhynchus is the source of this 914-nucleotide messenger RNA. RefSeq lists its product as uncharacterized. The record is from RefSeq and is a predicted model, not a curated record. Bases 133 to 855 code for a protein of 240 amino acids. The transcript is spliced from 3 exons. Gene Ontology annotation, molecular function: N-acetyltransferase activity. Lineage: Eukaryota; Metazoa; Arthropoda; Insecta; Diptera; Culicidae.
CGCCGUGUUCGGGAGUCAGUAGUCAGUAGAAUACAUUCUCACUUUCGUUGGAAAGAUCAUGGCAGGUGGUUGAUUUGUUGUUAGUUUGCUAUUAAAUGUGCGGGCUCCAGAAAAUCAGAUUUUGAAAACAAUAUGAGCAUGAAGUGGACACGUCCGGCGAAGGUUCCAUACCCGGCAGUAUGGCACCGAUUUCAGGCCAAAGCCCCCGACAGUAAACGGUUGAUUUGGUACACGGUUCAAGAUCUCCCAGAAGAACGCUACGGCGAUGCCAUUCAGCACAUGUGCGACCAUUUCACCCGAGAUGAGUUGAUGAAUCAAGCGAAGGGAUUGGCCAAAGAUUUGAUGGCCAUGAACGAUGUUGUAACGCUGUGGAAAUCGAUGCUCCCGGAUAGGCUAUCGUUGGUUUGCUUUCGGGAAGGUUCCGACGAAGUGGUCGGUGUUAACAUCCUGGAUGUCGUUUCCAAAUCCGAUAAGGAUGAUGCUAGGUUCAACAGCGCCAUCUUCCAAGCCAUCUACGACACUAUCGGCUACGUAUCGCAGCAAGCUAAGAUCUUCGAACGGUACGGAGUCGAUCGCUACCUAAAUGCGAUGGGUCUAUCGGUGCAUCCGCAGUACCGUGGCCGGGGCAUUGCCACCGAGAUUCUCCGCGCUAGGAUCGCCCUCUGCCGGGCUGUUGGUCUCAAAUUGAGCUCGACUUGCUUCACCGGACCCAGUUCGCAAACGGCUGCCACCAGGGUGGGAUUCCAGGAGGAUUUCUCCAUCACCUACGGGGAAUUGGCAGUGGUCAACCGGCGCUUCUCCUAUCCCGGAUUCGAAGAGAAUUUUUGCAAAUACAUGAGCUUGAAAAUUGAUUGAUCAAGUCAGGAGAACAAGAGAGAGUGUUUCAUUCAGAGGAAAGAUUUGCGCAAGCGCAA